This is a messenger RNA of Delphinapterus leucas (beluga whale), 6739 nucleotides long. It is a transcript of the gene ANPEP, whose product is annotated as alanyl aminopeptidase, membrane. The record is from RefSeq and is a predicted model, not a curated record. Gene Ontology annotation, molecular function: metalloaminopeptidase activity; peptide binding; zinc ion binding. Gene Ontology annotation, cellular component: cytoplasm; plasma membrane. Gene Ontology annotation, biological process: proteolysis; peptide catabolic process. NCBI's taxonomy places the organism in Eukaryota, Metazoa, Chordata, Mammalia, Artiodactyla, Monodontidae.
AGGCUAGAUCACACUAGACCUAUAAGCCAAGGCAAGGAUUGUGGACAUUGUCAUUCAUUUAGCCAGCGUUGAGCUGCUGCCCUGUGCUAGGCAUGGAGGGGUGUACAAAGUCACAGAGGCUUCCCUUGAGGUGCCUAGGUCUAGUGAGAAGCUUUUGAACACAUAGAUGGCCUUAAGUGCUGUGAUAGAGGUGUGAACCAGAGGCCAGGGAAGCACCCGGGGGAAAGGGGCUGCCUGUUCAUGAGAAGGCAGUGAUGUUUGAGCUGGAUUUUGAAAGAUGAGUAGGAGUUUGACAGGAGGGAGAGGAAAGGCAUUCCCGGCAGUGGAAACAGGAUGGGUAAAGGCACAGAGAUAUGAAAAAGUCCAGGGAGUUUGGGGAUAUGCCCACAACUGGAGCCACAUCGGGCAUUGGAAAGAGGAGAGGCCAGAGGGUCAAGUCCACAGAAGGUUUUCAGGCUCAAGCCAGAGCUGAGGUUUCAUUCCACAAGCAGUGAGGAGCCAGAGACCAGGUUCAAGCAGGAGAGGAUGAUCCCUCUGCCAAGGUGUGUGGGCACGUUGGGUGACAGGGGAGAAGAACAUGGUUACUGCUACCCAGUGGGGUGUAGAGAUGGCCAUGCCUGGGCCUUGGCAGGGGGCUGGAAGAGGGAUCCCUUUUUAUUAUUCGAGAAUGUGGGGGCUGUGGAGCAUGCCCCUCUAUGUGCCCGCAGCCUGGGCUGGCACAGUACCCAGAACAGGGACCUCUCAUUACAGGGCAAUGGGCUUUCCAAAAGGGUAAAGAUCCCAGCCAGCUGGGCCCACGGACUGUGUCCAAAGCAAACAGGAAAAGGCCAUGAUGGGCCAGGCAGCGCCUCUUUCUUUGUUUGGAGUAGAGAUUAGGCCAAUCAGGCUUAUGUGUCUUUUUGCUGCAAAGGUGGGAGAGGGCUGCAGGUCCUACAGAGUGAAACUUGUUGCAAGGGGAUGCAUGACCCCUGGGUGCCAGCCUUCAGCGGUACAACAGAGAUGGCUUUCCUUGGCAAAUUCUAGCCCUGAUGAAGGGAGACUGGAAGCGCAUACUUCUCACUCUCAGUCACCCUCAGGGGCUGCUGCUCCCUCUGUCACCAUGCCCAAGUUGCAGCCCUCCCUCGGUACUUGGCUUCCCACUCUUGCCCCUUGGCCAUCAGCCCAGGCCUAAUAGGGGUGGCUGUAGGUCACUGCAAUGGGAAGUCCACACUGUCCAGACCACCGCCCUGGGGGGCAGGUCUCUAGAGAGAAAGAGGGAAGUGCUGACGGCUCAGAGCACCCUUGAGCCCAAAGAUGGGCACCCAGGAUCCCCCUGAAGACCCUGUACAGGGAUGCCUGAAUGAAUUAACCUAUGAACACUUACCGUCCAUGCAUGCAUUUGUUUACCAAGCCUCCAGGUGGGCUCACUGGUUGCUGGCCCAAGACGGGGCAGGGAGUGGCUAAUGAAUGAGGAGCUGACAGACCAGAUGAGGGAGGAGACAAGCGUGGGCCCUGAGAUGCAUUUGGCCCUAGCAAGAGUCUUGCCUGUCUGCCAUGGUUGGAGGAGGGCUCAGAGAAGGGGGUAGACAAUUCUCCCAGGGCUAAGUGGGAGUGGAGACAGGGGUGGAGAUGGGCUGCAAAGACUCCAAUAAGGAGUGACGCCUGAAUUGACUCACUCAUUCAUCCAUGCACCCAUUCACGCCUGUGUGCAUUCACUCGGCAAAUAUGUAUUGAGCAACUACUAUGUGCCAGGCACCGUGCCUAGAGCCAGUGAGCAGAAGCAGCCAGGGACCUGCUCUUAUGGGGCCUGCUGUUGGUCGGGGAGACAGGCAACACUCAAAUCAUCACCACACAGAUCAAAUGGAAAAUUGUGCUGAGUUAUAGGGCUUUGAAGAAGAGGUUUGUGGUUCUAAGGGGCCUGACGUAGUCACGGAGGUCAGGGUGUCUUCUCUGAGAAAGACUUGAAGAAUAAAUAGGAAGUAACCAGGGCAAGAAGGGGGAGAAGAUGAUGCAAGCAGAGGGAACUGCACAUGCAAAGGUCCUGUGGUGGAGGGUCUGGGUGAAGGCCAGAGUGGCUGGAGUUCCGCAACAGAGGGGAGUGUGGUGAGAAUGAGGUUGGGAAGUGGGCCAGCUGAUAACACUUGAACUUGUGGGUGUCUUUAGAAGAUUUGGUCUGAAUUCCAAGAGCAAAGGGAAGGUUUUAAGCAGUGGUGCAAAAUGAUCCAAUCUGUGUAGCAAGCUAGUUUGAGGGGGCCCAAGUGGAAGUGAGGAGUCAUGAGGGUCCAGCAGUGCCCACAUAAACAAUGACAGUGGCUUUGACCAAGGACAUGGUGAGAUUGGGGGGCAGGGUGAGUUGGAUGUUGGGGUGAGGGUCAGGUGAUAUUGAGGUCUGAGGAACUGGGCUGGCAGAUGGGAAGGGUGACGAUGAACAUCAUAUUCCUGUAAGAACAUAUUAUAUUGAGCAUGAUAAGUAAUAUCUUCCUUUCUACCAAGGAUAGAAUGGUUGACCUCUGAGUAAGAAAGAAGGGAAGGGAAGGAUUUUCAGGUUCUACUAUAUGGUAUUUAAUAUGUUUUCUCAUUAAAUCUGUUCAACAAAUCUGAGAAGUAAAUACUAUUAUUUAUGUACGAGGAAAGGGGUCUCAGAAAAGUAAAAUUACCUACCCAAGGUCAUGGCUGGGAAGAGGUUAAGCCUCCACCAGCCUCCUCUCUUAAAAAAAAGAAAAAAAAAAGGCAAAACAACUUAUUUCAUUCUUCUCAGUGAGCUUAUAAUUGAGGAAAAAGUUUUUGGCAGAAGGGAAAGGGAGGGGAACCUGGAAGAACUCCCUGCUCUGAAAGAAUGCAAGGGAGGCUGGGGCCAUGUCACUGAGGAGCCCUGGGCAUCCAUCCAACCACAGGGGUGAACCAAUGUGUUCUUGACCCGAGCUAGAAACCAACUCUCCCUUUCUCUUCAUCUCCCACCUCCCUGCUCCUGGGAAGUCCUUCUAACCUCCUGGACCUAACCUCGAUCCUCCUGUUCUGGUGCCCACUGUCUCAGCUUGCAGGCAGAUCCAAGCCACCUGGCUGCUCCCUCUCCCCACUGGGCACGAAGCCUGACGCCUGCCCUUCAGCCCUUGGUGGGCUCCCAGGAAGUCUGCAGCCUGUAACCGGACAGUUUGCUCCCAGCAGGUACCCCUGAGCUGCACUCCGCACACUGUUCCUGGAUCUCCUCUCCGAAACCUGGGCAGAGUGUGUUCCCACCCAGUCCGGUGACCUUCGCCUGAGCCCUGGUUAAUUUUUGCCCAGUCUGCAGGCUGUGGGGCUCCUCCCCUUCAGGGAUAUAAGCCUGGCCCGAGGCUGCCCUGUUCCCCACCGGUCCUGAGCCUCCCCAAGCUCCCUCUGCACCCUCACCAUGGCCAAAGGAUUCUACAUAUCCAAGGCUCUGGGCAUCCUGGGCAUCCUCCUGGGCGUGGCGGCCAUAGCCACUAUCAUCGCUCUGUCUGUGCUGUAUGCCCAGGAGAAGAACCAGAAUGCCGGGUACGCCACCACCGUGGCCCCUACGAGCCCCGCGACCAAGCUGACAACCACCAUCACCGCGGCCACCACCUUGGACCAGAGCAAGCCAUGGAACCGAUACCGCCUACCCACGACACUGUUGCCUGACUCCUACAGUGUGACACUGAGGCCCUACCUCACUCCCAAUAAGAAUGGCCUGUAUAUCUUCAAGGGCACAAGCAUCGUCCGCUUCAUCUGCAAGGCCCCCACUGACGUCAUCAUCAUCCAUAGCAAGAAGCUCAACUACACCAAAACCCAGGGGCACAUGGUGGCCCUGCGGGGUGUGGGGGCCUUCUCGGCCCCCCACAUCGACAGGACCGAGCUGGUAGAGCCCACGGAGUAUCUGGUGGUACACCUCAAGGGCUCGCUGGAGGCAGGCAGAAUGUAUGAGAUGGAGAGUACAUUUCAGGGGGAGCUGGCCGACGACCUGGCAGGCUUCUACCGCAGCGAGUACAUGGAAGGCAAUGUCAAAAAGGUGCUGGCCACGACACAGAUGCAGUCUACAGAUGCCCGGAAAUCCUUCCCGUGCUUUGACGAGCCGGCCAUGAAGGCCACAUUUAACAUCACCCUCAUCCACCCCAACGGAUUCACGGCCUUGUCCAACAUGCCGCCCAAAGGUCCCAGUGUCCCGCUUGUAGAAGACCCCAACUGGAACGUCACUGAGUUCGAAACCACGCCUGUAAUGUCCACAUACCUUCUGGCCUACAUCGUGUGCGAGUUCACGAGUGUGGAGACAACGGAACCCAACAACGUCCAGGUCCGGAUCUGGGCUCGGCCUAAUGCAACUGCAGAGAACCAUGGCAGUUAUGCCCUGAACGUGACAGGUCCCAUCCUAAACUUCUUUGCCAAUCAUUUUGAUACACCCUACCCACUCCCAAAAUCUGACCAGGUUGCCUUGCCCGACUUCAACGCCGGUGCCAUGGAGAACUGGGGGCUGGUGACCUACCGGGAGAACUCGCUGCUGUUUGACCCACAGGCCUCCUCCAGCAGCAACAAAGAGCGGGUUGUCACUGUGAUUGCUCACGAGCUGGCCCACCAGUGGUUUGGGAACUUGGUGACCCUGGCCUGGUGGAAUGAUCUUUGGCUGAACGAGGGCUUUGCCUCCUACGUGGAGUACCUGGGUGCUGACUAUGCAGAGCCCACCUGGAACCUGAAAGACCUCAUGGUGCCGAACGAGUUGUACCAUGUGAUGGCUGUGGACGCGCUGGCCUCCUCCCACCCCCUGACCACCCCUGCCAAGGAGGUCAACACACCCGCCCAGAUCAGCGAGAUGUUUGACUCCAUCUCCUACAGCAAGGGAGCCUCGGUCAUCAGGAUGCUUUCUGAGUUCCUGACUGAGGACGUGUUCAGGAAGGGCCUGGCGUCCUACUUGCAUGCCUUUGCCUAUCAGAACACCACCUACCUGGACCUGUGGGAACACCUGCAGAUGGCUGUAAACAAUCAGUCGACCGUCAAGCUGCCAGACACCGUGCGUGCCAUCAUGGACCGCUGGACCCUGCAGAUGGGCUUCCCUGUCAUCACUGUGGACACCAAGACAGGGAGCAUCUCCCAGAAGCACUUCCUCCUUGACCCCGAGUCCAACGUCACCCGCCCCUCAGUGUUCAACUACCUGUGGAUUGUUCCCAUCUCAUCUAUCAGAGAUGGCAGCCUGCAGGACCACUACUGGCUUCCGGGCAACGCAAGAGCCCAGCACAAUCUGUUCAAAACCGGAGCAGAAGAGUGGGUCCUGCUUAACGUCAACGUGACGGGCUAUUACCAGGUGAACUACGAUGAGAACAACUGGAGGAAGAUUCAGAAUCAGCUGCAGAGAAGACCGCUGACCAUCCCUGUCAUCAAUCGGGCACAGGUCAUCUACGACAGCUUCAACCUGGCCAGUGCCCGUAUAGUCCCUGUCACCCUGGCGCUGAACAACACCCUCUUCCUGAAAAACGAGAAAGAGUACAUGCCCUGGCAGGCCGCCCUGAGCAGCCUGAGGUACUUCAAGCUCAUGUUCGACCGAUCCGAGGUCUACGGCCCCAUGAAGAAUUACCUCAGGAAUCAGGUUGAACCCCUCUUCCUAUAUUUUGGAAAUCUCACCCAAAACUGGACUAUGCGCCCAGAAAGCCUGAUGGACCAGUACAAUGAGAUUAAUGCCAUCAGCACUGCCUGCUCCAAUGGGCUGCCUAAGUGUGAGGAGCUGGCCAAGAACCUUUACAACCAGUGGAUGAAGAACCCCCAAAAUAACCCGAUCCAUCCCAACCUGCGGUCCACCAUCUACUGCAACGCCAUCGCCCAGGGCGGCCAGGAAGAGUGGGACUUCGCCUGGAGGCAGUUACGAGAAGCCCGACUGGUUAAUGAAGCUGACAAACUCCGCUCAGCGCUGGCCUGCACCAACCAGGUCUGGCUCCUGAACAGGUACCUGAGUUACACCCUGAACCCAGACCUCAUCCGGAAGCAGGAUGCCACCUCCACCAUUAACAGCAUUGCCAGCAACGUCCUCGGGCAAUCUCUGGCCUGGGACUUUGUCCAGAGCAACUGGAAGAAAAUCUUUCAGGAUUACGGCGGUGGUUCCUUCUCCUUCUCCAACCUCAUCCACGCUGUGACCCGAAGAUUCUCCACUGAGUUCGAGCUGCAGGAGCUGGAGCAGUUCAAGAAGAACAACAUGGAUGUAGGCUUCGGCUCAGGCACCCGGGCUCUGGAGCAAGCCCUGGAGAAGACCAAAGCCAACAUCAAGUGGGUGAAGGAGAACAAGGAGGUGGUGUUAAAGUGGUUCACAGAACACAGCUAAAUAGUCCCUGGUGCUUACAGUCACCUGGCCCCCAUGUAAGAUGCCCACGUGUGUCUAUCCAAGUGGCUCACGGUAGGGCCCCCAUUCCUGAAGCCUGAGGCACCCGUGUCAUCCCCUUAGGAACAGAGUCUCUGGCCCAUGUUCUCUCCACUCUGCCCAGGGGGCCAAUCCAGUUUCUGAUGGCCAGACUGUCCAAGUGCCUCCCAGCCCCUGCCCCUCAUGCCAACCCCACCCCAGGCCUGGCAUGGCUCCUGUCACCCAGGGCCCUGGGGCUGAUCUCAGGGAAGUCCAGCUCAAGGGCCAGAUGAGCAGAGGCCCUUGAUGGAUGAUGGACUGCCUUGGAGGGCUGCCCUGUGCCCUCUCUCACCCUCCCAUAAAGACCCUGAACCUGAGGAGUCAACAGAGCACCAGAUCUGUAUAUUUUUUUCUAAGAUAAAAUAUAAAUAAAGGAUUUCUAGAUGA